AUAAGAAGAAUAUUAAGUAAAUCUCUUAAACCGUAACCUCUCCCUAUCCCUAAAUUCUCGUUCUGAAUCCGUCCAAGGCCUAGACCGAUUCUCUACCAUUCUCUUCUUCUUUCCCAAAUCUCAAUCUCAAUCCUAAUUCUAUUUGCAUAAACCCUGAUCCCCAAAAACCAAACCUGACAGGAACAAAGUUCCUAUCACCCCUAGACUGUGAAGUGGCCAAAUUCCAGAAGCAAAUGCACACCUCGCGGGAUCCUAGUGAGUUCACGGUCGCUAAGACCGUGAACUCAAGCCCCAGACAGUGAAGUCGGCACUGUCGGGAAAAUAUAAAGACAACAACGGGGAGAGUGAAAGGGGAGUUGGUUUUUGGAGAGAAAUUAGUUUCUUUCUCUAGGGUUUAGAGCCAAAACACCAAAGGGGAGUUCUAGAGAGAGAGAGAGAGUGAGUUCUUGAGUAAUCUUGGAGCUUGAUUGAAGGCAUUGAUCAUCCUUAAAAACAAAAAAUCAAGCCUAGAAGAAGAAGCUCUUGUGCUUUGUUUGUAAUCUCUCUCUUCCCUCUUUAGAAACUCACCCUAUUCUCUUGGGUUUAAGAACGCUAGGUCUAGAUUUUAUUUCAUUGUUGAUGUCUGUGAAAAAAUUCAUGUUUGAUUGAUGAUUUUACUUAAUUGAUGGAUGUUUUCAUGGAUUGCAUGAGUUUGGUUUCCAUUUUCAUGUAUGAGCUUUUGUUCUAGGAGGGAGGAAAUACACAAGCGCACAGAGAAGCUAAACUCAAUGGUUAAGGAAGCUUGUCCACGAUUCACUCAAGAACGAUUCUCAGUGGUUGGUGAAGAAAAAGAAGAUGAAGAGGCAAUCCUUGAGGAUAAAUUGGAACGGUCGGAAGUUGUCACGGAUGGCCACCGUGAUACUCAAGACUUGAAAUGCCCUCUUGAAGUAGCCACCUCUCUUCCACACUUCAUUUCAAGCAUUGAUGGGGAGGUUCUCUGAAACGACCCUAUCCUUUUUGAAAACCAAACCAUAACUCAAACCACAAACCGGUUACUCCGGAGCAACCCAAAACAGGUUUACAAAUCAAAACAAAAAAUCAACAACAACAAUGUUUAAGAUUCUCAAGUGAAAUGCCCUAAACACUUGGGCGACCUCAAUCCAGAGAAACAAAACACAAAACAAAAUCCUUGAGUUUCCCAGUAUACUCAUUAAGACAUGAAACUAAAGACAGAUAUAAUGGUAGGUCUCAUCUCAUUACCCAGAUCCAGUUGACAUCUUUAGGUUUGCCGCAACUGCUCUCCUCGGGUAACCUUCUCUGGAUGGAUGCGUCAUCUUCCCCUCUCUGCACCUGGUGAGUGAGAAGGGGUCAGUCUCGUCGUUACUAUUGGUCUCCACCCUAAGAAAAUCCUUAUUAAACACGUUAUUAGGGUUCUUGACUUAGACUAAAGUCGUUCUCGCUUUCAUCCCUUAUACUUUGUUAUCAAACAAUCCAUAAGAGAUCUAUACUCGUAUCUUAUCUUUAUAAUUUUCCUUACUUAUAUUCUUAAUCCAUAGACACCAACACUAGGGACCACCGCGUUACGUCUCGCCGUCCGGUGUCCCCACCCUAGUAUGCCAACCGUGUUAUGUCUCGCCGUCCGGUUGCAUACCCACACUCGGCAAUGGCACUGCGUUAUGUCUCGCCGUCCAGUCCAUGACCAAUCAACUACUGCGAUACGUUUUGCCAUCCAGUUGUGACCCCAACAAACACGAUCAACUGCUACAUUACGUCUCGCCGUCCAGCAGAGAUCCGACCAUCUACCGCAACCAGUAGUGGCCCAAAUAUUACUCAAAUAUUAACUUGAACGAAAAGCAUAAACUAAAACGACCUCGACAUAGAUUUCACCCCCUUUACACUCACCUCGAAAAGAUGACUCCUCGAUUCCUUCCUCGAAGAAACCCCUCCUUAGCCGGAUUAUCUUGGGGAAACCUAUUAAUAAGAAUCCAUUUUCUUAGACGACUUUUCUCAAUUUAAAAUUCCUUUUGAAUCACUAGAACAUCCUCUCCUCAAAAUUCAGCCCACGAGCCUCGCUCCAAAGGUCCCUUAACCCCCUUCAAAAAUUUUCUACAAAUAAUCCCAUCAAAACCAACCACUUUUCCUAAUUAUUCUUGUCUUGGACGAAUUUUUCACCUACCUUGAACCUUCUUAAGAAUUUGGAUAAUAAUUUUUCUAUGUCAAUCAUGAGCACCUAUACCCUGUAAAAUUAUCAAACCCUUAAAAUAAACUUGGUAAGAUUUUUAUUUAAUUAAAAUAAAAAUUUGAACAAUUU
This is a messenger RNA of Linum trigynum, 2290 nucleotides long. Lineage: Eukaryota; Viridiplantae; Streptophyta; Magnoliopsida; Malpighiales; Linaceae. The record is from the annotation of a GenBank genome assembly.